UAGCCAAGUUCAUCUGAUAUUGUGUUCCAUUCAUGUCAAGAGUAUAUAACUUCACCGUCGCCUAGACUGUCCUACAACCGCCAACACCAUUGCUCAUUUUACAACUAUACAACCAACCCAAACACUUCCAGAACUUUACUGCAUAACCAAGACGUUCCUGAACCGAGGCUUUCCAGCCUGGAGGCUCUCAACUGCAUCCUGCACCUUAUCUAAAGGAUACUUCUCAAUCAUGCACUUCACCCCAUGAAUCAUGGAGAAGCGAAGAGCCUCCUCGCUAUCGAGAGCAUGACCACUAGGCCAGCCUACAACACUUGCACCCUUCAAAACCAGUGACAUUGUAUCAAUCUCUGCUGGGCCAACAGGCGCAAGACUAAGUAGCUUGCCCUCGGCAGCGAGACCAUUGACGAGUGGUGCCACAGCCUUGGGGUUAGGUGCUGUUUGGACAAUGAUGGCUGCACCGCCGAGCUUGGUAAGUUCUUCAGCUGGGUCGCUCUUCUUGGUGUUGAUAUAGUGAUGAGCGCCGAGUUGUUUGGCAAAGUCGGCCUUAUCGUCGCCUGACGAAAGAACAGCGACUUCAUAGCCCAUCUUGUUGGCGUAUUGAACAGCCAAAUGGCCAAGACCACCAAGACCUUGAACCGCAACGAGAUUUCCCUGCUCAACAUGCAACUUGCGGAUACCAUUGAAUACAGUAACACCAGCGCAAAGGAGAGGAGCAGCCUCAGCAGCAUCCAUCUCCUUUGGAACACGAACAACAGCCUCCGCUCUCAAAAGCACAUACUCCGCAAACCCACCAUCACGGCUCACACCAUUAAUCGCCUUGUUAUCGCACAUCUGGAACUGAGCGCGCUGACACUGUCGACAAGUUCGAUCAUGACCACCGUGCCAAGGUCCACCGACACGGUCGCCGUUCUUAAAGUUCUCAACGCCUUCGCCGACUUCGACUACGUCGCCAAUGAUCUCAUGGCCGGGCACACGGGGGAAGACAUCGCCCAUGUGACCGGUGCCGAGAGCUACGUCGGAGAAGCAGACGCCGCAGGCGAGGACCUUGGCGAGGAUUUGGCCUUUGGAGGGGUGUUUGAGGGGGACGUCGCUGAGAGUCCAUGAUGCGUUGGCUUUGUCGAGGACACAAGCCUUGUAAGUCUGGGGAAGAGAAGACAUGAUUGAUGUUUAAUUGACUUUUAAUUGAGACUUAUCAAUUGAUCGAUGAGAUUGUGAUGAUAUGAGAGUCUCAACGAGGAGAAAGCAACAACUUAUAUAUAACGCCCUCAACGCCCAUACCUCAAAGAGCGUCUACACUAGCGAUGCAUCAUAUCUAGCUCAAGGUGCAUUUCCCUCCAUUGGCGAUUGGCUAACUCCGUUCUCCGAUAAGGAAAGUUUCAGCGCAUCAUGGCAAGCGGAAUAAACUCAACUGUCGCAAAGAUCCGAGUGUCAUUGGACAAUUCCCGGAUUUAGGGCGUUGACAAUUACAUCACCCGGCACUUCAGCCGUGCCGUUCUUGGUGUUGAUCUCGGGCAUGUGUAAAGCCGCCGUAAAUGGAUAUCGGAAAUGCAGUCAUCAAUUCUUCCAAAACCGAUGGCCCCUCAUUGGUCGGUAAUUAAUCCGAAAGCUGGGAUGAUCCGAAAGCUGGAGGUCAAGCCACAGUUCAGCCACAUCUGAAAAUUUCCCCCACCAUCGAGGUCAAGCAGCAUUUCGCGAUGCGCAAAGCUCCAAGUAACAGUAGAUACUUCAUUACCGCAAGAUGCCUCUCGAUACGUCAACAUACUCAUUAGCGCUCCUGCGCGUCGACGGAAGAAGAUGGAACGAACUCCGUCGUCUGCAUGCUCAAAUCCGAACUCAAGAUGCUGCUGACGGUUCAUCAUAUCUUGAAAUGGGCCAUACAAAAGUCAUGUGCAUCGUGACAGGCCCUUCAGAGCAGCAGGUUCAAAGACGUGGUGGACAGCAAGCUCCUCGCGACACAGCAGCUAUCAACGUCAAUGUUGUCGUAGCGGGUUUUUCGAGCGUGGAUCGAAAGAAGAGAGGGCGCAAUGACAAGCGCAUACAAGAGAUUGAAACGACGAUUGCGAAUGCGUUUACUUCGAAUUUACAUACACACCUGUUUCCUCACUCUUCCAUCACAAUCUCGCUUCACGUUCUAUCGCAAGACGGAUCCCUCCUCGCCGCUCUUCUCAACGCAACGACCCUCGCCCUCAUCGACGCUGGUAUUCCAAUGACAGAUUACAUCGCCGCCUGCACAGCAGGAUCGACCUCAACAUACGCCGCGGGCGACGACACAGCCGAUCCUCUCCUUGAUCUAAACAACCAAGAAGAGCAAGAACUACCCUUCUUGACAGUCGCGACACAAGGUGAUACCGAUCAGGUUGCUGUACUUGUAUGCGAGAGUCGUGUGCAAGUUAGCAGGUUGGAGGGAAUGUUGGUCGUCGGUGUGGAUGGUUGUAAGCAGGUAAAGCAGUUCUUGGAUCAGGUUGUUAAGGAUAAGGGUGCUGAGAUGGUGAAGGAGGGUGCGGUGGAGAAGAACGAUGCUAUGGGGAUGGAUUUGGAUGAUUAGAUACCAUGUGCAUUGGGUCAUAGAAGUGUUUGGAGUUAUUUGUUUGAUCUGCUAUAUGACAGGUAUGUCUUCGCUAUCGAGGCUAUAGUCACAGACUAAUUGUAAGAUUUAAGGGAUUCCCUCUAUAGCUCCUCGUGCUUGAUCUCCUCCUUGGUCUUGGGCUCAGCUUCAGACUCAGCAACAGGUUCAGCUUCGGGCUCAGGGGUCUUUGCCUCGGCCUCAGCUUCGGCUGGAGUCUCGGACUCGAUCUCAGCCUCGGUCUCAACCUCAGUCUUGGCUUCCUUAGGACCAUCAGUCUCGAUCUCAGGCUCGGGGUCAGUAGCUUGAGUAGACUUCUCGGCAGCCUCAGUCUUUUCGACAACAACACCCUCGGGGAUCUUCUUCUUGGCACCCUCGCCCAUGCGGAUAGCAUCAAUCCAGUUCUCAACGCUGGCGAGGCUAAAGUCGCCUUCGUACUGGCGCCACCAGUUGCGGCGGGUAUUGAUAGCGAUCAGGUUGACCUCGUUCUUGAGACCAAGGGCCUUGGGAAGAGUUGAAGCGGCGUCGCUGUCGCUGGGAACAGCGAUGAUGGGGAAUGUCUUGCGACCGCCGUGGACGUACUUGGUGUUGAGGUGGGAAAGUGAGUCGACUGCCUUCUCACCAGCUUCACCAGGAGUGAAGACAAGAACACAAGUGUGAGACUUGGGAGCGAGACACUCCUCGGCGAGCUUCUCCAGACUAGAGAUAGUAGAGAUAGGAAUGAUAGUGGGAACUGCUUCGGCAGCCUCAGUGGAAGACUCCUUUGGCUCAACGGGCUCCUCCUUUGCAGCCUCGGUAGCCUUGCUCUUCUUGGCACUCUUGGCGCUCUUGGACUCAGCCUUCUUGGGCUUGGAGCUCUUGGUGUUGCCAGUGGCGUGAACGGGGUUAGGCUCUCCAGCCUGUGAGAGAAACUUGACCAUAUCCUUCUUGACCAUCUCACCGUUGUAGACAAUAGGAUCCUUGCCUUCACCGGGGAUAAGAACAAGAGCGGGGAACUUCUCAAUGCCAAACUUCUUAACCGCAGCUGUCUCCUUAUCACGGAUCUGGGCCACCGAAAUAACAUCAAGGAAGUCAAUGGCAAUGCUUCGGAUCAAAGCACUAGUCGUUCCCUUUGAAGUGAAGAGGAUAGCCUUAGGUUUAUCACCCUUGAGGAAAGAGUCAAGAUCCUUGUCGCUCACACGCGUAACAUGGUUGUUGAUCUUGCUCAUGACAGCCUCUUGAAUAGCACCUGCAGUUCGUUGACCCUGGUAAUCCUCAACAACAGGGUUACCAGUCUUCUUUCCAGGACGAACGAUCUUGAGAGUGGGGAAGCCCUGAACACCCAUGCCACCGCAGAACUGCUUGUUGGACUCCUCAUCACAGUCAAUGGCAGCGACUUGAGCGAGACCAUCGAGGUUCUUGGCGGCCUUUUCGUAGGCGGGCUUGAGGUUCUGACAGUGGCCGCACCAUGGGGCGUAGAACUCGACAAUCUAUGAUGUGUAAGUGGCGAUAGUCAAUUAUGAGGGGGGGAAAGACUUACAGAGGUGUAGUUGGACUUUGCAAUGAGCUUAUCGUAGUUGCGAGCGUUGACCUGAAGAACGGGUGAGUUCUUGGUGUAGAUCGCAGCUUGAGCCUCUGGCAGAGCCGCAAGGGCAGCUGUCAAGGUCACCAAGAGCGAGGUGGGGUUAGGCAUGGUGAAGUAUCUCUCAAGUACAAUAAAACAAAAAAGAGAUAAUAUUUAAUGGUAUCUUUGUGGAAUAGAAUCACUUCUACAGUG
Messenger RNA from Fusarium odoratissimum NRRL 54006, 4319 nucleotides. RefSeq lists its product as uncharacterized. The record is from RefSeq and is a predicted model, not a curated record. The transcript is spliced from 2 exons. Gene Ontology annotation, cellular component: nucleolus; cytoplasmic exosome (RNase complex); nuclear exosome (RNase complex). Gene Ontology annotation, biological process: U4 snRNA 3'-end processing; nuclear mRNA surveillance; rRNA catabolic process. Lineage: Eukaryota; Fungi; Ascomycota; Sordariomycetes; Hypocreales; Nectriaceae. The coding region runs from base 1739 to 2545 and encodes 268 amino acids.